AUGUUGCUGCGCCUAUCAGCGAUUGGUCUAUGCCAGCUUGCGCUGGCAACUUUCCAUCGGAGCCAGUCCUCGUCCAAUCUGUCCACGUGCCCUCCGUGUGACAUCGACGACUGGAAUGAUGAGAGCUUCAAGCAGUGCAACUUCUGGGGUGACCCUCACAUCACCUCCAGCUAUGGUGAUCUGGAUGCUUUCGACUUUCAGGGCAUCGGUUUGUUCAAGUGGGCGGUGUCCAGUGGAUGCGGCUACAAGUUCCAGGUGAACGCCUUCACAUGCAGGUACACGCCGCGGCUUUGGAGCAACAGCAUCACACGCUAUCUGGCCAUUCAGAUGGGUGACGACAUCAUCUACAUCAACAACACCAAUGUAGGUGGCAGCGGCCUGGACAUGGUGGAUGACCCGACCUUCAGUCGUGCAACUGCCGGUGUCAACAUCCAGAGCCCGGACAAAUGCUUCCGAAUGAAUGUGAACGUGAAACCGCUUGAUGGAGGCCUUCGCUGGUACCACAAUGUGAAGCUCCGCAUUUUCAAGGAUGUCUUGGAAAAGGAUGGCAUCUGCGGUUCAUCCGAUCUGCUCGGUCAGCUCGUGUAUUCUGACGAUUCCGACACGCUCUUCACGGACGAGCAGCUCACCGAGAUGUGCACCACCUGCACGGAUCCGAACGCGCCGCCUCCGUUGGGUUGUCCCGGGACUGGGCCUGGCACUAACAGUCCAGGUUGCGAGUUCAUGAGCCAGUCCAGCAACCUGAACAGUUUCGAGUGCACAGAGGACAAGCUCCCGAAAGAUGGGAGCUCCGUCGAGGCGGGCAACCUGAGCACGUACCAAGGUUUGACCAAGAACGGAGACCACUGUCUAGCCUACGUCAAGACAAAGGGAGGUGGCUCCAGCGCCAGCUGCGCGCAAUACUGUGAGGAUAUUGGCUCGACAUGCGUGGGUGUGUGGGAUCAACUUUCUGGUACGACCUGCGCAUUGGAUCCAAUCAAUAUCACCGUGAAUCACGGUGCAACUUGCCACAACCGCGCUGGCCUUCGGGACAUGCUCUGCAUUUGUGACAAGCCUAGUCCUGACAAUCCCUUUCCUGGCCCUUCCCCGGGACGUGUCUGUGGGAGUGCCGAGUCCUUCAACGAAGCCGUGGACCUCUGCAAGGUUUGCCUCCCAAAUGCUGAGUUCACAGACGCGCCAGUCGCCGAACAAGACAAGCGCCUGAGAAGUUGUGUCAUCGACAUCUGUUCCCUCCCGGGUACAGCCACCCUCGACGACAAGGAAGCCAUCGCCGAGAACUCCUGUGAGCAGGACCCCGAUCUCCCGCCCGACGGGAUGAAGGUCUGCUCCGCGGCGGGGUUCUGCGAAGCCAUCUGCGUCGACAACCUCGUGUUCCCAACCAUUGGCGUCAGUGCCUGCCACGGCCUCUGCAAGCCUAUCUUCGAGUCCAAGGUGAAGGGCGGUCUCCGGGGAUUCUGCGACUACAAGGACACCUGCUCUGGCUACGACUGCAGUGACUCGUCUUACUACUGCCCGCUGCUGUGCCAGAGCUUGGAGUGCGACCAGAAUGUCCAGGACGGAUGUUCUGGGUGCGAACAACGGUGCGCGGAUCAAUUCGCAGAUGUGGACGACAUCCUGGAGGAGUACUGUAGAGACAGUGCUCUGGCGGGAAUUGUAGAAGACUUGGAGAAGUUGCUGAGAAGCUGCAGCCAUGACUCUAAUCUCUUAUCUCCUCACCGUCUCAGAUUUUGCGCAGAGUAUUGCAAGAGCGACGAGAAUGGCAACAACCCGCUCCACUUUGACCCCGCUGAGUGCAUUGCCUUUUGUACCAGUGAUGCCGGGUACAACAGCAUUAUCGGCAUCGUGGAAUCCAAGUUCUGCCCGCACUCGAACAGCAUUAGCGCCGGACAGGAUACCACGCCUUCCCCAACAACGUCCACUCCUGGUGCCAACAUCUCCAUUUGUGAUGACAGAGGGUUUUGUGACGCAAUUUGUGACAUUGGCUUCGCUGGUGCCCAGUGCCGGGCAGACUGUGGUGCGGAAGCGCGGAAGAUCACUCGCACGUUCUGCAGAUGUGGCGUGUGCUCCCACAGCAUGCUCCAGGAAACCGAGGAAGUGGGCCUUCUGCACUUCCGUGCCCCUACGCCUGGGGCACCCGAGCUGGGCGGCGAGCUCAGCAGCUGCCGCUGCCGAAACCCCUCGUACUACUGCAAGAAGCUCUGUGAUGAUGGCUUCAAGCGCCAUGGUGACCGCGAGCUUGUUUGCGUGGAGAGCUGUCUGGUGAAGUUUCCGGAAGUGCUGCAAGUCCUGGAGACCUACGAAGACACUUGCCCAGCAUGCCAGGCCAGGCGAGGUGAUGAUGACAAGGGGGACGAUGACAGGAGGAACGAUGACGACAAGAAGAGGGACAGUGGUGGGGCCUUCAUGUCGGUGGUACGGCGCAUUCACAUUCUGCCGUUUCAUGAUGGCACUUUCCUGGUGGAUGCACAUGUGGAGUCACUGUUUUUGAAGACUGCAAUCCUAUGCUGUGAAAGUACGAUCGCAUCAAUGCUUGUAGAUGGCAGAAGGAACAAGGAUUGA
Molecule: messenger RNA, 2559 nt
Organism: Symbiodinium natans
Lineage: Eukaryota; Dinophyceae; Suessiales; Symbiodiniaceae
Source: the annotation of a GenBank genome assembly